This is a messenger RNA of Thrips palmi, 1047 nucleotides long. It is a transcript of the gene Taf11, whose product is annotated as putative TAF11-like protein ENSP00000332601. Gene Ontology annotation, molecular function: transcription coactivator activity; protein heterodimerization activity. The record is from RefSeq and is a predicted model, not a curated record. The transcript has 4 exons. Gene Ontology annotation, biological process: transcription initiation at RNA polymerase II promoter; RNA polymerase II preinitiation complex assembly. Gene Ontology annotation, cellular component: nucleus; transcription factor TFIID complex. NCBI's taxonomy places the organism in Eukaryota, Metazoa, Arthropoda, Insecta, Thysanoptera, Thripidae. Bases 214 to 1011 code for a protein of 265 amino acids.
UGUUUCCGAGAAAUUUCUCCGAAAAAAAAAUUCGUAUCAGAUUAUAAUUUUUAUUUGUAGAUGCACAUUUUACAGCCUUUAUAGACUGUUUCGUCGAUGAUAGGAACCAUCAUACUUCCAGCCAGACUUGUACCAGGAGAAUUAACAGUUUGACAGCCAGUCUGCCCCCUUGUGUUUACAAACACGUACUCACCGACUCCUUGCAAAGUUGAAAUGGAGAGUAUUUUGGAACACGAUGGUUCCGACUCUUCAGACAGCGACGAUUCCCACCAUGGAAUGGAUUUCGACGCAGGGGAAAGUGGGAGUGACUUGAUUAAUUCUGGAAGAGAAAACCAAAGACAAGAUUCUGAUGGAGAGGUUAUAGUUGGCAUAGACACUAACACAUUAGUUUUUGGAGACAAUAAUGAUAAUGAUAAUAGUCAAUUUGAUAGAAGUGAUAAUUUAGAAGAUGAUCUGAGUCAGAGAAUGGGCUCCAAGGAAGUCCCACCUGCAGAGCUCGACAACCUAGAAGUGCAGCCGAUGGAGAUCGAGCAAAUGGGCGGCGAACAAUUUAGUUUUCUAGAAACUGACAUGAUGGGUCUAUUACCAGAUUUAUCUCUAGCUCGGGCACCACCAGUACAAGAAAAAGACAAAGAAAAGGAGAAAAAAAGGGAAAAAACUAAAAGGGAGCUCGAAGAGGAAGAACGAGAAAAGAUGCAGGUUCUGGUGUCAAAUUUCACCUCAGAGCAACUCGAUCGAUACGAAAUGUACAGGCGGUCAGCGUUUCCCAAAGCUGCCAUCAAAAGGCUGAUGCAGACCAUCACGGGCAGCUCCGUGUCGCAGAACGUGGUCAUCGCCAUGUCGGGCAUCUCCAAGGUGUUCGUCGGCGAGGUGGUGGAGGAAGCUCUGGACGUGAUGGAGACCUGGGGCGAGUCCGGCGCGCUGCAGCCGAAGCACCUCCGAGAGGCCGUGCGCCGGCUGCGCCUCCAGAACACCAUGCCGGGCGGCAAGACCAAGAGGAAAGUGUUCUGAAAGCGGACCAAAUAAAUCUUAUAUACUUUAGUGCAA